UUACUUGUAACAUGAAUGACGGUAAAACUACAAGUUGUAUAAUGACUGCUGUGAAUUGGACUUGAUCGUUUUACCGUACGGAGAAAAUAGUUAACGAAUUAAAGUUGUUGCAGUUAUACUAUUGCAGUGAGAAUGGAAUAUAGACGUGACAAAAAUGUUAAGUAGCGUAUCUUGUUUUCUUCGUUUUGUUCUAAAUCCUCCAGUUCUAGACUAAAGGUACCAAUUAAUUAUGUAAAAGUAAAUAAACUAAUGGGAUAAUAAUGUCAUAUGUCAAGGUUUAAGGGAAAAGAUGUGCCUAAAAUCGGUGUAGUUUUAUCGACAGGUUUUUCCCUAAAACGGCAUCAGUUAGGUCAUUAAUCUUAUAUAGAAACUUCAGUACUUUUUUAAAAUGACCUGUUACCCGGGGAAAGGUUUUUAAGAAGUUCAACUGGGUUAGUUUGUGCUUGAACCUCCCAGUAGGUCAACCUCAAGGUACAAAGGGUUUCACAGCACUCCACAGAUGGCUUCCUUCACAAACAGGAAACUUACAGGGCUGGUGGCUGCCACUUUCACCCCGCUUACGCCCCAAGGUGAGCUCAACCUGCCUGUGAUCGGUCCCUACGUUGACUACCUGGUAGAGAAACAAGGUGUCCUGAAUGUGUUUGUGAAUGGGACGACAGGGGAGGGGGUGUCCCUGUGCACUGAAGAGAGGAAGAGGCUGACAGAAGAGUGGUGUAGGAGGGGCAAGGGCAAACUGAAUCAGGUGAUUGUACACGUGGGCUGUUACAGUCUCAAGGACUCUCAAGAACUGGCUCGCCAUGCAGCCGGAGCAGGGGCUAAUGGGAUAGCUGUCAUCGCUCCCUCAUUCUUCAAAUCUGCUACUGCAGAUGGCAUUCGCCGGUUCCUCCAGGAGAUUGCCGCUGAAGCUCCAACUCUGCCGUUUUACUACUAUCACAUUCCUGCCAUGACGGGGCUCAGCUUGCGAGCCAGGGAUGUGCUGGAAGGGAUCGAUGCGCUUAUUCCCACCUUCAGAGGGCUGAAAUUCAGCGGCAGUGACCUGAUGGAUUUUGGCCAGUGUGUGUCUUAUGCAAAACCACACUGGUCGCUGCUUUAUGGCGUGGAUGAGCAGCUGCUGGCGGCGUUAUCCAUGGGUGCCAACGGUGCAGUGGGGAGCACCUUUAAUUAUUUUGGGUCCCUGGCGAACAGCUUGCUGAUGGCCUAUGGCAAAGGGGACGUCUGUCAGGCCAGGACUCUGCAGUUGCAGAUGCAGGAGUUUCUGUGCCCCGCCGUGAAACAGGGUUUUGAUGUCGCCAUGAACAAGCAGUUGAUGAGCACGCUCUCCGGACUGGCUCUCGGCCCCCCCCGCCUCCCCUUGCUGCCCUGCCCCGCUCAGCUCACCCUCUCCGUUGCGGAGCGAAUCCAGCAGGUCUCAAGGGAACAUCGCAGCUAAUAGCGGAGGUGGGAUGCGGCAAGGGGAGAAUAUCCCGAAAUUGGGAAGCACUGCGUGCCCCCUCACAGCUGCACUCACUGACCAAACGUUACAAACAGCAUUGUGGCAUCUCCCCCUUGCCAUGACAUUAACACAUGAUCAAAUCCUUCUUUCUCUUUGUAUGUUUACAAAAUGAACAAGGGAAUUUUUAACGAGACGUUUUACAAGUGAACAUACUUUAUAUAAUCUGUAUCGGUUCAGACGUGUCUCCGUGUUCAUUUUCAUUCGCAACAAGUGAAGCUCAGAGCUGAGAUGUACGAGUUCUGAGUUUCCAGGCCAUUUCUGAAACAUUUCAGCUGCUACACACACAGACACUAGAUGUCACCUCAUUGUCACUUAUUGAUGUCUUCUGUGAACCUAAUUCACUGUCCUUCUUGAUGUUGUUUUCAUCUUUUGUUUACUAUCCUAAUCAUUGCACCUUAAUCCUUGAAUUUUUUCUUAUUCAUUAUCACAUAUGUACUGUAAUAACUAAGAGCUGCUGAACAACUAACGGAUACAAUAAAACAUACAGUCACUAAA
Molecule: messenger RNA, 1987 nt
Organism: Brienomyrus brachyistius
Lineage: Eukaryota; Metazoa; Chordata; Actinopteri; Osteoglossiformes; Mormyridae
Gene: npl
Product: N-acetylneuraminate pyruvate lyase (dihydrodipicolinate synthase)
Exons: 12
Coding region: 500-1429 (309 amino acids)
Biological process (GO): N-acetylneuraminate catabolic process
Molecular function (GO): N-acetylneuraminate lyase activity; 4-hydroxy-tetrahydrodipicolinate synthase activity
Source: RefSeq, a predicted model, not a curated record